AUGGAAGUGUCCUUCCGACUCCUGGCCUGCUUGGUGUGCGUCGUCCCGAUGGGAUCACUUGUGAGAACUAAGAGAGAUACCACUGGGAACUUGCUCAACACAGAGAUGAACAGUGCGCCCGCCCAGCGCUGGUCCAUGCAGGUGCCGGCCGAGGUGAGCGCGACGGCGGGCGAGGCCGCGGUGCUGCCCUGCACCUUCACGCACCCGCACCGCCACUACGACGGGCCGCUCACAGCCAUCUGGCGCGCGGGCGAGCCUUUCGCCGGCCCGCAGGUGUUCCGCUGCGCCGCGGCGCGGGGCAGCGAGCUGUGCCAGACGGCGCUCAGCCUGCACGGCCGCUUCCGGCUGCUCGGCAACCCGCGCCGCAACGACCUGUCGCUGCGCAUCGAGCGCCUCGCGCUGGCCGACGACGGCCGCUACUUCUGCCGCGUCGAGUUCGCGGGCGACGUCCACGACCGCUACGAGAGCCGCCAGGGCGUCCGGCUCCGCGUGACGGCCGCUCCGCGGAUCGUCAACAUCUCUGUGCUACCAGGCCCAGGGCACGCCUUCCACGCGCUCUGCACGGCUGAAGGAGAGCCAUCGCCCGCCCUCACCUGGUCCGGCCCGGCCCUGGGCGAAGGCUUGGCCGCCACUCGGAGCCCAGGUCAUGAUCCCGGCCACCAGGUGACCGCCGAGCUGCCCGCACUGGCCCACGACGGCCGCUACACAUGUACGGCCUCCAACAGCCUGGGCCGCGCCGAAGCCAGCGUCUACUUGUUUCGUUUCCACGGCGCAUCCAGGGCGUCGACGACCGCCCUCCUGCUCGGCGCGCUCGGCCUCAAGGCGCUGCUGCUGCUCGGCGUUCUGGGCGUUCGGGCCGCUGCCCAUCAUCGCCUAGAGCACCCAGUCACCCCGGACUCUCUGCCAAGGCCCCAGGCUCAGGAGUCCAAUUAUGAAAAUUUGAACCAGAUGAGCCCCCGGGGCCCACCAGCAGCUGUGUGUUCACCGUGA
Rangifer tarandus platyrhynchus (Svalbard reindeer) is the source of this 990-nucleotide messenger RNA. The record is from the annotation of a GenBank genome assembly. Lineage: Eukaryota; Metazoa; Chordata; Mammalia; Artiodactyla; Cervidae.